This is a messenger RNA of Engraulis encrasicolus (European anchovy), 1428 nucleotides long. Its product is annotated as zinc finger protein OZF-like. Gene Ontology annotation, biological process: regulation of transcription by RNA polymerase II. Bases 1 to 1428 code for a protein of 475 amino acids. Gene Ontology annotation, molecular function: DNA-binding transcription factor activity, RNA polymerase II-specific; RNA polymerase II cis-regulatory region sequence-specific DNA binding. The transcript has 6 exons. NCBI's taxonomy places the organism in Eukaryota, Metazoa, Chordata, Actinopteri, Clupeiformes, Engraulidae. The record is from RefSeq and is a predicted model, not a curated record.
AUGGGAGCUCUCACGAAACACCAGGCGAUCCACUCAGAGGUAAAGCCAUUUCAGUGCUCUGAUUGUGGAAAGACUUUUAGUGCAAUGUCCAGUCUCAAGAGACACAAGAGGAUCCAUUCAGUGGAAAAACCAUUUCAGUGCUCUGAUUGUGGAAAGACUUUUAGUGCAAUGUCCAGUCUCAAGAGACACAAGAAGAAACACUCGGAUGAAAAACCAUUUCAAUGCUCUGACUGUGGAAAAUGUUUUAGUCACACUGGUGACCUCAAGAGACACAAGAGGAUCCAUUCAGGGAGAAAACCAUUUCAGUGUUCAGAUUGCGGAAAGAGUUUUAGUGAAAUGUCCACUCUCAAGAGACACAAGAUGGUCCAUUCAGGGGAAAAACCAUAUCAGUGCUCUGAUUGUGGAAAAAGUUUUAGUCGAAUGGGCAAUCUCCGACAACACCGGAUGAGACACUCUGGUGAAAAGCCAUUUCUGUGCUCUGAUUGUGGAAAGCGUUUUAAUCACACUGACGACCUCAAGAGACACAAGAGGAUCCAUUCAGGGGAAAAACCAUAUCUAUGCUCUGAUUGUGGAAAGAGUUUUAGUCAAAUGAGCAAUCUCAAUGUACACCGGAAGACACACUCUGUGGAAAAAACAAAUCAAUGUUCUGAUUGUGGAAAGCGUUUCAAUAACACACCUGCCCAAUUAAAGAGUUUUAGCCACAUUGAUGGCCUAAAGAUACACGAGAGGAUCCAUCCAGGGGGAAAAACAUUUCAAUGCUCUGAUUGUGGAAAGAGUUUUAGUGGAUACGGCGCACAACAGACUCCGUGUGCCAAGGGGGAUCACCUGGCUACCCUUAAACCUUCACAGAGGGGGCAUGCGGGAGGCUGGAAACAGUCGGACCUCAGCCUACCCAGCAAUCACACACGAACAGCAAACGAGCCAGUGACACAACAGGACAACAGGUAUGGCUUUGUCUCUAUUGCAGCUGUAAGUGUCCAGACUCCAGCACCACGGCAGUACCUUCAUUCUUCCUCUGCUACUUGUCAGAUGCAGGACCCCGGUCUUCCAAAUGUGGCCUCAACCUGCCUGAGUAGCAUGAAGAACCUCUCCCCCGUGGCCUCAACCUGCCUGUGUAGCAUGAAGAACCUCUCCCCCAUGCCAGAUGGUACGGCCGCACUGCUGAGCCAGCUCGAACCCCUAAACUCAGUGAGCCUCUCCACUGGGGCCUUUGGUGCAGCCCCAACUCACCCUCAGACCUCUGGCUGUCACUGCACCAGAGAAGACCUGCUGACCUCUGGCUGUCACUGCACCAGAGAAGACCUGCUGACCUCUGGCUUUCACUGCACCAGAGAAGACCUGCUGACCUCUGGCUUUCACUGCACCAGAGAAGACCUGCUGAAGGUGAUCGAGCCAGUCAGCAAGCUGCCCAGUGAACUAGACCAAUAG